CCCAACCCAAAAUGGCAAAAUAAACAAACAAAACAAAAGUAUCUCCGCAACGCUCUAUUCUUUCACAUUUUUCCGAUCUUCGAAAUCUUCGCCAACAUCGUGCCGAUGGCGGAUGGUAGUGCCAAGCAAGGACGAAACCCUAGAACUGUUCUCCUCCUGCGCCCCACCUUCGAAGCCCUUGAAGAUGUCCUAGCCAAACGCUUCCACCUUCUCCGAGCCUGGGAGUCGCCGCUGCCCCUCGCCGAGUUCUUGGCCGCACAUGCCACUGCUAUCCGAGCGCUGUUUAUCCGAGGCAAUGGCAGCGUUUUCGUUGACGCUGAAAUCCUCUCGAGUCUUCCGAAUCUCGAAAUUAUUGUGACCAAUUGCGUUGGUCUGGACCUUAUCGACAUGGCGGAGUGCGCAAAGAGAGGCGUCGCCGUCGCCAAUGCUGGGAAUGUGUUAACGGAGGACGUGGCUGAGUAUGCUGUUGGUCUCCUAAUGGACGUACUCCGCCGUAUAUCUUCCGCCGAUCGAUGCAUUCGCGCUGGUCUCUGGCCUAUUACGGGCUUGUUCCGUCUUGGCUCCAAGAUAGGAGGCAAGCGAGUUGGGAUUGUUGGUCUCGGGCACAUUGGAUCAGAGGUUGCUAAAAGACUCGAUGCAUUUGGCUGCAUAAUCUCCUAUUACUCCAGAAAACAGAAGCCAUCCUUCUCCUACACAUUCUACCCAAAUGCAAGGACUCUUGCAGCUCAGAAUGAUGUUCUCAUUGUCUGCUGUGCUCUCAACAGCGAUACAUAUCACAUAAUUGACAAGGAUGUCAUGGAUGGACUUGGGAAGCAGGGGAUCAUAAUAAACGUUGGCAGAGGGGCCCUUGUUGAUGAAAAAGAACUGGUCAGGAGGUUGAUGCAGGGAGAGAUCGGCGGUGCUGGCCUAGAUGUCUUUGACAAUGAACCAGCUGUGCCAAGGGAGCUUUUCACCAUGGAUAAAGUUGUGCUAUCCCCUCAUUGUGCUGUUUACACGCAGGAGUCAUUUGCUGACCUCUUUCAACUUAUCGUUGACAACCUGGAGGCUUUUUUCUCAAAUAGGCCGUUGGUCAGCAAAGUGACUGAAGUUUAAGUGAACCUGAAAUUAGUAAGUUAUCGAUUAAGUUUGCAUCAUCAAUGAAUAAUUCAUGAUACCAUUCUCUCCUCAUAGAAGUGACAUUGCUGUAAGACUUGGAAUGUUUUUGUUCGGUACUGCAGCCAAAAAUUGUACUUCUGAGAAUGUACCUAAAUCGAGUGUGCUCUGUUUGAAAGGCAAUAAUAUUUCGGUCAAGUGUAUUUGGCCAUAUAUCAAUCGUGGGCAAAGUUUUUCUUAAGGUUUCAAUGUGAGACAUUCGGACCUACUACAAUCAUGUACUAUGUCAGAGCUGCUCUCAAACCAUCUCCCACCUGUUGUUUGAAUGCGAUUACUCCUUUCAGUGUUAA
This is a messenger RNA of Dendrobium catenatum, 1442 nucleotides long. Its product is annotated as glyoxylate/hydroxypyruvate reductase HPR3. Lineage: Eukaryota; Viridiplantae; Streptophyta; Magnoliopsida; Asparagales; Orchidaceae. Gene Ontology annotation, molecular function: NAD binding; hydroxypyruvate reductase [NAD(P)H] activity; glyoxylate reductase (NADPH) activity. The transcript is spliced from 2 exons. Gene Ontology annotation, cellular component: cytosol. The record is from RefSeq and is a predicted model, not a curated record. The coding region runs from base 106 to 1092 and encodes 328 amino acids.